UUGACGUUGGCGCAGAAUCAUGAAGCGCGCAGGUUCAUCACGUUUCUCGACGCGCUGCACAAAGCGAGAUGUCAGUUGUAGAUAGAGGCGGCCGCCUCCCACCGGACAAACUGUCCGUUUCAGAGACCAGGAUCAGGAGAUCAGCAACAGCGUCCGCUUCUGGUGCGACAGGUCACGAUGGUGGCGGUGCCGUUCGUGAUGGUGGUGACAGCAGUGAGUCAAUCACGUCCGAAUCCUUCUCCGAGAUGUACCAAGACUCCAAGGUGCCUUUCCGAUCCAACAUCUUCUCUUACAGAGGCAAACACGCACUCUGCAAUACCUUCCUCUGCCUCUCCCUUGUCUACACCGCCCUUGAAGGAUCCAAGCGUUCGAACCGUCCUCGCGGACGAGGACGCUGAUUAUGGGCCCGCCCACGAGAACAGGAGGGGACACGGGAAAUCGGACUCAACCUCCUCGCACUGGGAUAAUGGAAUAGCAACAUCCGACCCUGAAUUCACCAGCACGUCUGCACUGACUGGAGAGGAUGAACGGUUCCCGUAUAAGCGUUCAAGGAGUCGGCUGUGGGAGAUGUGUCGGAGGAAAUGGUGGGAUGAGCGCCUG
Molecule: messenger RNA, 600 nt
Organism: Cladophialophora psammophila CBS 110553
Lineage: Eukaryota; Fungi; Ascomycota; Eurotiomycetes; Chaetothyriales; Herpotrichiellaceae
Exons: 1
Coding region: 69-398 (109 amino acids)
Source: RefSeq, a predicted model, not a curated record